CUUACUUUUCCUCAUCUGGUGAAUGGGCGAGGGCCUUGCUUGGGCUUCCAGGAGCAUGAGAGCUGGCCCUGAGCCAGGCCCUCCCUCCAUGCCCCCCCGGGACACCAGUGACUCAGACGCCACAGGCAGCCCAGACAGGGGAAGAAGCAGAGGAGUGAGGGUGAUCAGAACUGGGAUGGGGGACACUGCAGGCAGAGGGGGAGCCCAGAGGAGGUGCCAGAACAAGCCUGGGCGGUCCGGGAAGUAUGAGCUGAGAGCAGAAGGCCCCACCAGCAUGGGCAGUCUCGUGUACCGAGAAGAACUUGAGGAGGACAAGAACUCAGCGUUCACCUGGGAGGUGCAGGCCAACAACAAGGCCUACAACAGGCAGUUCAAGCAGAAGGCCUUCCUGUGCUGGUGGAGGAAGAAGUACAAGAGGAAUGCCAUCCACACGGCUAAGUACAACGUCUUCUCCUUCCUGCCCUUGAACCUGUAUGAGCAGUUCCACCGCGUGUCCAACCUCUACUUCCUUCUCAUCAUCGUCCUCCAGGGCAUCCCUGAGAUCUCCACGCUGCCCUGGUUCACUCUCUUCGCCCCGUUGGUCUGCCUCCUCACCAUCCGAGCCACCCGAGACCUGGUGGAUGACAUUGGGCGACACAGGAGCGACAGGGCCAUCAACAAUAGGCCAUGCCAGAUCCUGGUGGGGAAGAGCUUCCUGUGGAGAAAAUGGAAGAAUCUGUGUGUGGGAGAUUUGGUCUGCCUGCACAAGGACAGCAUUGUCCCGGCUGACUUAGUCUUGCUGGCCAGCACGGAGCCCAGCAGCUUGUGCUACGUGGAGACAGCUGACAUCGACGGGGAGACCAACUUGAAGUUCAGGCAGGCCCCAACAAUCACGCACCAUGAACUGACCAACAUAAGGAAGAUGGCAUCCUUCCAAGGCAAAGUGGUGUGUGAGGAGCCCAACAGCCGGAUGCACCACUUCGUGGGGUGCCUGGAGUGGGAGGGCAAGAAAUAUCCCCUGGAUAGCGGCAACAUCCUCCUGCGUGGCUGCAGGAUCCGGAACACAGACACCUGCUAUGGGAUGGUCAUCUACGCCGGUUUUGACACAAAGAUCAUGAAAAACUGUGGCAAGAUCCAUCUGAAGAGAACCAAGCUGGACCAUCUGAUGAACAGACUGGUGGUCCUGAUAUUUCUGAGCAUGGUAGCGAUCUCCGCGGCCCUGACAUUGGGCUUCCGGUUCAAGGUGAAGGAGUUCAAGGCCACGCACCACUACGUGUCUGCCAAGCACGACCGCAGCGAGGACAUGGAUACCUUCUUCAUCUUUUGGGGCUUCCUCAUCCUGCUCAGCGUCAUGGUGCCCAUGGCCAUGUUCAUCAUCGCCGAGUUCAUCUACCUGGGGAACAGCGUCUUCAUCAACUGGGACGUGCACAUGUAUUACGAGCCCCAGGACUUUCCUGCUAAAGCGCGAAGCACCAGCCUCAACGACCAGCUGGGCCAGGUGGAGUACAUUUUCUCUGACAAGACGGGCACCCUCACCCAGAACAUCAUGACCUUCAAGAAGUGCUGCAUCAAUGGCGUUAUCUACGGUGGGGACCCGCCCUGACCCCCUUGCCCCGCUGAGGACCCCUACCGCUGGAACAAGUUUGCCGACGGGAAGCUGCUAUUCCAUGAUGCAGAACUCCUGCGCAUCGUGCAAGCCAACAAGGACCAGAUAGUGCGCGAGUUCUGGCGUGUGCUGGCCAUCUGCCACACCGUGAUGGUGCAGGAGAAGAACAGUGAGCGGCCAGACCAGCUGUUGUAUCAGGCAGCUUCCCCAGACGAGGAGGCACUGGUCACGGCAGCCCGGAACUUCGGCUAUGUGUUCCUGGCACGCACGCAGGACAGCAUCACCUUGAUGGAGCUGGGGGAGGAGCGGGUAUACCAGGUCCUGGCCAUGAUGGACUUCAACAGCAUCCGCAAGCGGAUGUCAGUGCUCGUCCGCACCCCCGAAGGCUCCAUCUACCUCUACACCAAAGGUGCCGACACGGUCAUCUAUGAGCGCUUGCACAAGAAAGGCCCAAUGGAGUGGACCACAGAGGAUGCCCUGGCCUCCUUUGCCGAGCAGACCCUGCGGACGCUGUGCCUGGCCUACAAGGAGGUGAACGAGGACACAUACGAAGAGUGGCGCCAGAGGCACCAGGAGGCCAGCAUCCUGCUUCAGAAUCGGGCCCACGCCCUGCACCAGGUGUAUGAGGAGAUGGAACAGAACCUCCAGCUGCUGGGAGCCACAGCCAUUGAGGACAGGCUCCAGGAUGGUGUCCCUGAAACCAUCAAAUGUCUCAAGCAGGGGAACAUCAAAGUGUGGGUGCUCACUGGGGACAAGCAAGAGACAGCUGUGAACAUCGGCUUUGCCUGCCAGCUGCUCUCAGAGAACAUGGUCAUUCUGGAAGAGAAGGAGAUACUGCGGAUCCUGGAGUCCUACUGGGAGAACAACAACAACCUGCAGGGUGGCAAGAAGGGUCGCCGGAAGAACCAGCUCCCAACGCAGGUCAAGAUCGCCUUGGUCAUUAAUGGGGAGUUCCUGGACCAGCUGCUGCUGUCCCUGCGCAAGGAGCCCCGGGCCCUAGUCCAGAAGGCAACCUUGGACACAGAAGAGUGGCAGGAGCCUGGCGAGGAGAGGCUUCUGCAGGCCAGGCGCCUGUCCCUGAUGUGGCGGACUCUUGGGAUCCAGCUGAGGAACUCGGGGUUGGCAUCAGAAGACAAGGACUCCGCCACCAGCGAGAGUGCCGAGGAGCGGCGAGAGCGGGCCUUUGUGGAACUGGCCUCCCAGUGCCAAGCGGUCAUCUGCUGCCGCGUGACACCCAAGCAGAAGGCCUUGAUUGUGGCGCUUGUCAAGAAAUACCAGAACGUGGUGACGCUGGCCAUUGGGGAUGGUGCCAACGACAUCAACAUGAUCAAGACUGCGGACAUUGGCGUGGGGCUGGCGGGUCAGGAGGGCAUGCAGGCGGUGCAGAACAGCGACUACGUGCUGGCCCAGUUCCGCUUCCUACAGCGGCUGCUCCUGGUGCACGGACGUUGGUCCUACAUGCGGGUCUGCAAGUUCCUGCGCUACUUCGUCUACAAGACACUGGCCAGCAUGAUGGUCCAGAUCUGGUUCUCCUUCUACAGUGGCUUCACUGCCCAGCCUCUGUAUGAAGGCUGGUUCCUGGCCCUCUUCAACCUGCUGUACACCACCCUCCCGGUUCUCUACAUUGGGCUCUUCGAGCAGGACGUGAGUGCCGAGCAGAGCCUGGAGCUGCCUGAGCUGUACAUUGUAGGCCAGAAGGAUGAGCUCUUCAACUACUGGGUCUUCCUCCAAGCCAUUGGCCAUGGCAUGGCCACCUCCCUGGUCAAUUUCUUCCUGACUCUGUGGAUCAGCCAUGACUCAGCCGGGCCUGUCAGCUUCAGUGACUACCAGUCUUUCGCGGUGGUGGUGGCCUUGUCAGGCCUGCUGUCCAUUACCAUGGAGGUCAUCCUCAUCAUCAAGUACUGGACGGUCCUGUCCAUACUGGCCAUUUUCUUCAGCCUCUGCUUCUAUGUGGUCAUGACCUGCCUCACCCAGAGCAGCUGGCUCUUCAAAAUCUCCCCCAAGACCUUCCCAUUUCUGUACGCUGACCUCAAUGUGCUGUCCCAACCCCCCAUCCUGCUGGUGAUCCUGCUGAAUGUGUCAUUGAACACCCUGCCUGUGCUGGCCUUCCGUGUCAUUUACCAAGCCCUCAAGAGGCCACCACUCAAGGAGAAGGAAGAGGAGGAGGGGAAGACGCCAAGUGAAGAGGUCUUUGUGGUGGAGCCCAUGCCCUACUUACACCGGGAGUCAAGGACCCGUCGUUCCAGCUAUGCCUUCUCCCACCGGGAGGGCUAUGCGGACCUCAUCACACAGGGCACAAUUCUGCGGAGGUCACCAGGGGUCAACAGUGACAUGCUGUCUGAUCACACAACCCCACCUGAUGAGCUGUCCUCCAACAUUAAGGAAUCCCUCUGGUCCUCCAGGAAAAUGUCGUUCCUGGGAAGGAAGCGGCACCAGUACCGGGGGAAGGUGUCCUCCGAGGAGAUGCAGCCUGCCUCCCAGGCGAGCUCAUUCUUGACUGUGGAUGGGCAGUCGGCUCCUUAUCAGGAAAACCAGAACCCUCCCACCAAAAGCUCAGCCCUCUCCUUGAACCAACAGUCUGGGUCUUUGCAGGAGAAGUUGCCUGAGGGUCUGCCACCAACCAAGGAGAGGUCACUGUCAUCUAAGGAGAGCCAGGUGACAUUUUAUGAAAGCCAGUCACUGCCUUCGAGCCAGCUGUCUUUGAAGAUCCAGGCAGCACCACUGCAGGAGAUUCCAUCCCUCUGGAAGAUCCCAAAACUGUCCUGGAAGAACUGGCCAUACAUCUGGCAAAAGGAGCUCGGGCCCUCCAAGGAGGGGACCGUGCCAGGUUCCAACUCGACCAUUGCUGCUCCAGUGGAAACUCUGCCACCAAGUGCAAGAGAAUCAUCCACAAGCCAGCAGCCGAUGGAGGUAGAGCCCUCGCCUGCAGAGAGGCAGCCAUCACCCGUGGAGUGGCUGCCAGGGUCCAGUGGGGGCCAAGUUCCUCCUGAUGUAUCAGGGCAGCCACCCUCAUCUGAGCAGAAGCAGUGACUGCCUGGGCUUAGUGUCACUCAGCAAGGAAGAGGUCUUCCCCAAGAACGAGGGCUCUACAUGUUCUUCUCUGUCUAAUA
Messenger RNA from Phacochoerus africanus (Common warthog), 4695 nucleotides. RefSeq names its product ATPase phospholipid transporting 8B3 (gene ATP8B3). The transcript is spliced from 28 exons. Gene Ontology annotation, cellular component: plasma membrane. NCBI's taxonomy places the organism in Eukaryota, Metazoa, Chordata, Mammalia, Artiodactyla, Suidae. Gene Ontology annotation, biological process: Golgi organization; phospholipid translocation. The record is from RefSeq and is a predicted model, not a curated record. Gene Ontology annotation, molecular function: ATP binding; ATP hydrolysis activity; magnesium ion binding.